GCGUCCUGUUUCUCGUCCACCGAGGAAAACGUGCAUCCCCCCGUCCCAAAGUUCUCAACCUCCCUGCACCGUUGCCCUCAUCCGGCCGCGGCCCCAUCCAAGCGUACCAGAGAAAAAAAGAGCCCCACAGACAGGCCGGAACCCCGAACCCGCGAAUCAAUCCCGAACGAAUCCCGCAAUCCCGAACGAAUCCCGAUCGGCCGGCGGCGCUGGGAGGCGAUGCCGGAGAAGGCGGUUGACGACGUCAUGGAGGCGGCGGUGGGGGCCCACUUCAGCGGCCUCCGCCUCGAGGCGCUGCGCCUCUCCUCCCCCUCCUCCCCCUCGUCCCCUUCCUCCGCCAGGGCCUCCCCCCCCGCCGCCGCCGCCCACUCCAACGGCGCCGUCUACGCCAACGGCACUGCCGCCGCCGCGGCGGUGGAGCUCGCCUCCCCGCCCGCCGCCAGGCAGCCCUUCGUCAUCGGGGUUUCGGGAGGGACGGCGUCGGGGAAGACGACGGUGUGCGACAUGAUCAUCCAGCAGCUGCACGACCACCGCGUCGUGCUCGUAAACCAGGAUUCCUUCUACCGGGGCCUGACUGCUGAAGAAUCUGCACGUGCCCAAGACUACAAUUUUGACCACCCUGAUGCAUUUGAUACAGAACAACUUCUGGAAUGCAUGGGACAGCUGAAGCGUGCUCAGCCUGUAAAUGUUCCUAUAUAUGAUUUCAAGAAGCACCGACGGUGCUCCGAAAGUUUUAGGAAGGUCAAUGCAUCAGAUGUCAUCAUUUUGGAGGGAAUUUUAGUCUUUCAUGAUCAGAGAGUUCGCAAUCUGAUGGACAUGAAAAUUUUUGUGGACACAGAUGCUGAUAUUAGGCUUGCUCGAAGAAUCAGGCGUGAUACAGUUGAAAGAGGUAGAGAUAUCAGCUCGGUGCUAGACCAGUAUGGGAGGUUCGUGAAGCCAGCAUUCGAUGAUUUUGUUCUUCCUUCGAAGAAGUACGCUGACGUGAUUAUUCCACGAGGAGGUGAUAACCAUGUAGCAGUUGAUCUGAUUGUUGAACAUAUCCGUACAAAGCUUGGCCAGCAUGACUUGUGCAAAAUCUAUCCCAAUGUUCAUGUAGUUCAAUCAACUUUUCAGAUCCGAGGAAUGCAUACUCUUAUUCGUGACAGGGACAUCACUACACCCGACUUUGUUUUUUAUUCAGAUCGGUUGAUUCGUUUGGUAGUAGAGCAUGGUCUGGGUCAUUUGCCAUUUACAGAAAAGCAGGUUAUUACUCCAACAGGAUCUGUUUAUAUGGGAGUCGACUUCUGCAAGAAGCUCUGUGGAGUAUCUAUCGUGCGAAGUGGUGAAAGUAUGGAGAACGCGUUGCGUGCUUGCUGCAAAGGAAUAAAAAUUGGGAAAAUUCUAAUACAUCGUGUUGGAGACAACGGACAACAGCUCGUAUAUCACAAACUUCCAAUGGAUAUUGCUGAACGGCAUGUUCUACUUAUGGAUCCAGUGCUUGGUACAGGCAACUCAGCAAAUCAAGCUAUUGACCUUCUUAUAAGAAAAGGUGUUCCUGAGGACCGAAUCAUUUUCCUAAAUCUCAUCUCGGCUCCUGAAGGGAUUCAGUGCGUUUGCAAGCGAUUUCCAUUGGUGAAGAUUGUAACAUCAGAGAUUGAUUAUGGCCUGAACGAGGAAUUCAGGGUCAUCCCUGGACUGGGAGAGUAUGGCGAUCGCUACUUUGGCACAGACAAUUGAUGGCUCACGCCACAAUCGAGUCUCACUUGAUCCCUGGAGAGGGAUGAUACCUUGGACGUAAUGCUUACUGUGGAAGGCUGUAGUUGUGUUUAGUAGUUCGCACAACCUCCUGCAUAAGUUGGACCCGGGGGGAUCCCGAGAGAAUUGUUGUGAACUCAAUUGGUGUACAUUUCUAGCCCUGUACGGGUGCAGUAGAAGCUUUACUCACUACCUGGUGACUGAUGUUUUAAAUAAUCGUUCUUAGAAGCGCCUCAAACUCCAAUGUUCGGAAACCUAUGGUUCUUGUGGGACUUGUUGGUCCAGAAAGUUAGAAGAUACCUGACACAAGUUUCACUUUCACAUACUGAACGUGAUGCUACAAAGGUGGUGUUUGGUUUGGGUGAUUGUAACGUGAUUAUUACACAGCGUAACAGGUUCCCUUUUUAUGCUUACGUUAGACUUGUUGUGUGGACGUAAUUUUGCUGAGUGUACUAGUGAUGGUGAAUACCAUCUAGUUUUGAUCUGACAUCAUGAAAGUGUGGCAAUGACUUCCUCA
Messenger RNA from Panicum hallii, 2251 nucleotides. Its product is annotated as uridine kinase-like protein 1, chloroplastic. Gene Ontology annotation, cellular component: chloroplast; cytoplasm. The transcript has 14 exons. The record is from RefSeq and is a predicted model, not a curated record. Gene Ontology annotation, molecular function: kinase activity; ATP binding. Lineage: Eukaryota; Viridiplantae; Streptophyta; Magnoliopsida; Poales; Poaceae. Bases 220 to 1716 code for a protein of 498 amino acids.